Messenger RNA from Dimorphilus gyrociliatus, 2542 nucleotides. The record is from the annotation of a GenBank genome assembly. NCBI's taxonomy places the organism in Eukaryota, Metazoa, Annelida, Polychaeta, Dinophilidae.
AAUGCGCGAAAAUGAUGAACAAAGAUCGAAUUUGAAGGUGAACGACUCCGAUUUCCCCGAAAAUAUUUCUUUAAGCCAGCGGUUACAAUCUACUCGUGAUAUAUGGUUCCUGAAAGUCGAUAGGCAGGAAGUGAACGAACUUUUAAGGGAUACAAAUCCCGGGAAUUUCAUAGUACGAGUCACUAGUGAUUCAACAGUUGAAAAUCAAAAGCUUGUAUUAUCCGUUCAUAUCGGAGAGAAUAUACUGCAUCAUUAUAGAAUUGAAGAAUCUCCAGACGGUAUCUACUUGGCAGAAUCUAAAUUUGUUUCCCCCACAAUAAUCCAUCUUCUUGAGCGAUAUUCAACUCACUCAUACGGAUUAGAAACUUUGUUAAAGUUGCCUACACCUAUAUGGAGUACAGCUUCUGCAAACGGAUUACGAGAGCUAAAUAAACUUGGAAAGAAUUUUUGGUUAACUUUUUGUCCUAAUAUACAAAUGUCGUGUGCACCUCCUCCACUUCCUAACGACGUUAAGAGACGUCCUAAACCACGUCCAAUCAAUCACCCUAGACCUAACGAAUCGUCCCGUCACUCAUCGAUUGUAUACGAUUCGAAUACAAAAUCAGAGAAAUUCAGCGACGUCCAAAUAGAAACAAACGUGUUUAGGAGAAGGUCGUUCUAUGAUAAUGUUAAUGAUUCAAAGGCCAAGGUCAAACCAGUCGAUACGGAUCGUUAUUCGGAUGUCACUGAAUUUAGUACCCCAUGGCAUAGUGAUGUAUGGUUUGCCCUUCGUGUAGCUAGCGAUUCCGCUCAAAUGAGCGUCGACGAUUCCGAAGUUCCGGAUACUUCCGCCGUGGAAUAUGUUCAUCCGUUUCUAAACGAUGCUACAUCGUAUGAAGAAUUCAGCGAUAAUACUAAAGUAGAACAAGAUUUAGCAUUUCUCUGCCCUGAAACUUUAGACAUUCCUCAAUUUAAUGGAGAUGGUCAAAGGAGUCCUGCUUGGGAAAUAUACGAAUUCGUUGUUAACAUGAAAAGUGAUACUUCAACUUUUGGAAGAAGUAUAAUCGAAUUCUUAAAAUGUACAAAGAAUUCCAAGCAAACUGAUCCCUACUCAAUUACCAGAAACAUUCGACAAUUUAUGGACGGUAUGAAAAAUUAUCUCUUGCAUUCACCCGAAGAAAAUAUUCGUCACGUGAUCGAUAGUUACGCUUUAAAACUGGAACCUGGUACUUUUCUCAAUUUGAAUGCCAUAUACGAAUAUACUUUAAACGAACUAGUUGUAAAUGACCUAAAGGAUUUGGUUUUUGAAAAAUUUAUGAACCAUCAACAAAAAGACAUAGAAUUAUUAAGAGAGGGACUUAAGUGCGCUAAAUCAACGUCCGCCGAGCAACUGGGCUUACCGGCGCAAAUGGAAAGUAGACUAAAUGAUACCAUGAUGGGAAUUAUAGAACAUUUUCUUGUCAAUAUGAGAAAGGCCUCAUCUCCGUUAAAAAAAUUAGAAAAUUUAAUUGGCGCCCUCUCGAAAAUACAAACAUUGAGUUCUAUAAGAAUAGAUUUAUUGAAUAAUCGAUCAAUAAGCAACGUCUUCUUAUCAUCAUUAAUUUUUGUCUUUUCUCGACUUGGAGUCUAUACGGAUGAGAUAGAGAUUAAUUACAUGUGGGCUUUACUUCAACCUGCUUCAACGUGUGGCGAAUCUGGUUACUAUUUAUCAACCUUAGGAUCAGCCCUGCACGUUCUCAAGUACUUACCUUAUAUUUUUGGUAAAGAAGCGGCAAAGGAGGAAUUAACCGACUUGUACUCAAAGUUCGAAGGAGUUUUACAAAUUGCCGUUAUCGAUAAAGUAAGAAAUAGCUUUAUCAUCAAACCCAUACCAGUUCGUCCGAAGAUGACGGUUCGCGAAGCAACGAACAUGCUGGCCCAUAGAUUAAGGAUAUCAGAUUCGAAUGACUACGGUCUUUAUGCAGUCGUUAGAGGAGUCGAGGAUAAACUAAAAAGUCAUUUCGUAUUAACGGAUAUUAAGGCUCGAAUAGAAAAAUAUGGAGAGGAAGUCGCCUUCGUCUAUAAAACGGUUUCAUCGAAAUGUGUUUGGCCAAAGAAUUUUACACUUUAAAAAUGAUAAUAAUAAUAAAAUUUUUUUGCUUGUUUCCCAUGUGCUUUCGAUUAAUCAUGCAGACAACUGAAAAUUCAUAGGAAAAGAUAUCCCUCUUUUGAUGGCUAGCGCCAUCUGCAUACCUAGUUCAAGGAUUAUGUUUCAUAUAUAUAUAAAUAAAAUAGACACAACAUAACAAAUGUACAGAUUUAUACAAUGUAGUUUACAGGUAUGCAAUGUUAGUUGAUAAGUAUACGGGUGAUUAUCAUUACAUGUACUGUAUAUAUUUAUAUAUACUGAUAUUUGAUAACACAGUUUUUACUUAUUUCAACAUUGUUUGUCAGAUAAAAUCAAACAAGAUGUAUAAUAAACGUCAAGCUUUUAGUUUAUAAAAUAAAAUACUGUGUAUAUAUACUGUAAUUGUACCUGGCGUCUCUGUAAAUAUUUAAAUCAAGGACAUAUAAAAUUCUAAAU